This is a messenger RNA of Prosopis cineraria, 1455 nucleotides long. RefSeq lists its product as uncharacterized. The transcript has 2 exons. Lineage: Eukaryota; Viridiplantae; Streptophyta; Magnoliopsida; Fabales; Fabaceae. The record is from RefSeq and is a predicted model, not a curated record. Bases 209 to 721 code for a protein of 170 amino acids.
AGUGGGAGGAAGUAAAUAAAUAAAAAGGGAGCAUGGGGAAGUCUCAGAGACGUGAAAAGCAUUUACUAGGGUCUACCAGCGGCAGCGGCAACGGCAACGGCUUCUCCCUGUUCGCUCCUGCCCUCAACCUCACUAGUUUCUCAUCUCCUCGUCCGUUUCACCCCUUCCAUAGCAUCUAUUCCCCGAAAUACCGAGCAAUUAGUCACGAAUGUCCGCCAAAUCCCCCGUCUUCCCAAUGCCAGAGCCUCAGCACUUCAGUGACUAUGGCUUUGACCCCCAGAUUGAUUAUUUUCAGGUGCUGGAAGAAGCCAUGAAGCACAAGCGCGAGACUGCAAGAUCCAUAGACUCCAUACACUUCAAGCUGCAGAAACCCAUCUCUAAGGACGAGUCCGGCAAGAUUCACAAGCCCAAAAGGAAGCGCUGGUGGAAAACUGCUCUCCUCUUCUUCAAAUGGAGGCGCGCUCAUCAACAACGGCGAGAUGUGGAUGACGACGUCCACCGGGCCAGGGCUCGCGCUUUCAGGGCCUCCUUGUCGGGACCCGUGUACUUGACGGAGAGCAGGAGCGGGUCGACCACACCAUACCUGCCCACCAGCAGGCCAUCUUCGGGUCCGCUGGCCAAGGGCGAGCUGGAUAUACCUUAUCUGAGUCUCCGGCAACUCACAAUGGAGCAGCAGCAGAGGAUGUCCACCUCGGCCGUGCCCUUAUACUUGGUCACUUGAGCAACCGCUCGCCGCUUUCGAACUAGCUGUUUAACCGUGUCUACAGCAACUAAUUGUAGCUAUCUAUUCAGGGGAAAUGGGUUAAAUUUAUGAUGUGGGCCGUGGAUUUAUUCUCUGUCUGGUUUUUUAUUUUUUAUUUUUGAAAUUUCGAUUUUGGCUUUUGGAUCCACUGGAGAAUGGAUGGAUCCUCCUCCUCGUCCCUGUGGGAUUCAAGUGUUGGUUACUUGAAUUUUUGAGGAGAGAGAUGCUAGUAAUAUCGGGUUCUCUCUGAUCAAAGUCUGGUGAUGAGUAUAAAAAAGGGGGAGAAAUAUUUGAGUAUGGAAAACGGAAAAUAAGGGAGAUGGAAAAACAGGACAAAGACGAUAGCAGGAGGGUGGGACCCCAUGGGGGCAUGUAAAACCACCAGGAAAGAAAGGCCACAGGACCCGACCAGUGCCCCACCCCGUCCCAACGGCGACGUUUCAAGAUGGAGUAAUAGAAGUGUCAAAACUCAAAAGGCGAGCGGCGAGCCAUACUUCAGUUCAGUGUUCAGAAUUCAGAGGGAGACGUGAAAGCAGAACGACAACGAGUGCUCAGGGACUGAUGGAAUUUCAGAGCGAGAGUCCCUGAACCCGGGACGGUCAUAGGUCAUAGCAUAGGCACCCGAUGACGAUGUCGCAACGGAGGAGGGUAAACAACUAAACAUGCAGUGUGGGCCAACUUUAUUAAUAAUAGAUUGUUAAUAUUGAUAUUAA